UCCUCCUCCCCUCCCCUCCCCUGCACAUUCUAUGUCCCGGGUGGCCGCAGCAGUUCCUCGGGGCCCAGUGUCCUUGUGCGGAAAUGACACACGGUCCCGUCACGUCACGCGAGAGCGGAGCGCGCGGACCCUCUCGCACACAGAUACACGCGCGCACACUCGCGCCACACACACACACACACACAAAGCGCCAAGGGGGUGGGAAAGCUGGGGGAAGCCAGACACGGCCGUUCUUUUUUUUUUUUUUUAAUAUAUAUAUAUAUUUAUUUAUUUUUUUAAAAAAAACACCCACAAACCCACCCGAGACCAAGAGUCCCCACCCUCCUUUUUUCCACAGUGCCUAAGACGGAGCCAGAGGAACAGAAUAUGGAUUCAGCUGAAUUAUUUGAUGAUGAAGAUAAUACUGAUGGUAUUAAAAAUAAUAUGAAAGGAGAAACUGAUAAAGAAGAUGAGGUGCUAGACUGCUCUGUGAUUUCAAGACCUGAAAAAAAUUCACUGGAUGGUUUAAUAACUUGCCUACAAGACAUCAACAAGCGAAAACGAACCUCAUUUGGUUUGGAUGGUUCAGGAAACCACAAAGAAAUCCUGGCAAGUGUGAAAAAAAGAGGCAUUGCACAAGAGGAUCAGACCUCAAACUUGAAAUGCAGAGAUGGAUUACAUACUCAGGAAGAUGUUGAACAGCCAAGCAAGAGCAAAAAUUCCAGUUUAACAUGGAUUUGUGAAGAAACUUUGAAUAACACAGUUAUGCCUUCAUAUAAGAAACCUCUUUAUGGGAUCUCUCACAAAAUUACAGAGAAGAAGACCUUGCCAGGAACAGAACAGUUUACCACCUUUGAGUUAUUUGAAAAGAUUAAUCCUAGCAGUCCCUCCAAUCUUAGGACUUUGAGUGAGCAGCGGAAAAGAGAAACAAGCAAUAUUACUGCCGAAUCUGAUUCAAAUAUCUAUUCUUUAAUACAAAAAAUGUUUUAUACACUGAAUACAUUAAAUUCUAACAUGACUCAACUGCAUAGCAAAGUAGAUCUGCUGUCACUAGAAGUCAGUAGAAUUAAGAAACAUGUCAGCCCAAUAGAUGCUGUUGCAGAAUUCAAGCCCCCUCCUGAGUAUCAACUGACUGCCUCAGAACUCAAACAAAUUAUGGAUCAAAGUACAUCAGGUGGUGAUCUGGCUUGCCGAUUACUUGUACAACUUUUUCCAGAACUCUUUAGUGAGGAUGAAUUAAGUAAGGCCUGCACCACAUGUGGUUAUCUUAACAAAAAGAAACUUGAAUCACUUCAUCUGCAGCUCAUCCGAAAUUAUGUGGAAGUCUGUUAUCCAUCUGUGAAAAAUCCUGCUGUUUGGCAAGCAGAAUGUUUGCCUCAGGUCAAUGACUUUUUCAAUAGUUUUUGGGCUCAGAGAGAUAUGGAAAAUAGUCAACCAGAUGUACAGUCCUCCAGUUUUUAUGAGUCUGAUCAUAUUAAUGAUAAUGAUGAUGAUGAAAUUCUACCUAUUGAUAGAAAUACUUCUGUUGCCUCAGAAUGGGUAUUUGAUGCUCAGGAUAUAAAUGAAUUUUUAGAUGAAGCAUCAUCUCCUGGAGAAUUUUGUGUGUUUUUGCUACACAGAUUGUUUCCAGAACUCUUUGAUCAUAGAAAAUUGGCUGAAAGAUACAGCUGUUACGGAGAGUGUGGAAAACAAGAACUUGAUCCACAGCGACUUCAAGUAAUCCGCAGAUAUACAGAGAUAUACUUUCCUGCUAUGCAGGAGAGAAAGGCUUGGUUACAGCAUUGUGUUCAGCGAAUAAAUGAUGAACUUGAAAGCAUGUAUAUGGAUGACAGUGAGAAUGAACAGAUAAGAGAUGAUUGCUACGAUUCUUCAAGUUUGCCUGAUGAUGUGUCAGUUAUAAAAGUAGAAGAUAAUUUUGAAUAUGAAAGACCGGGUAGAAGAUCAAAAAAGAUUUGGCUUGUUCCCAUAGACUUUGAUAAACUUGAUAUUCCUUCCCCUGAUUUUGAUGUUCCUGUCUCAGAUUAUCUGUUAAGUAAGGAGCAGCUUAAGAAUAUAUAUGAAAGUAGCUUGUCUAUAGGUAAUUUUGCUUCUCGAUUGCUAGUUCACUUAUUUCCUGAAUUGUUUACUCCUGAAAACUUAAGGAAACAAUACAAUUGUAGUGGCUCACUAGGCAAAAAACAACUUGAUCCUAUUAGAAUUAAAUUGAUUCGACACUACGUGCAAAUGCUGUAUCCAAGAGCUAAGAAUGAUAGAGUAUGGACACUGGAAUUUGUUGGGAAACUGGAUGAAAGAUGUCGUCGGAGAGAUACUGAACAGAGACGCACAUACCAGUUGCAGCGAAAAGUCCAUAUACCGGGACCUGAGAGGAGAGAAUUCCUGACCUAUGCAAUAAAUCCAGAACGAUUUAAAGAGGAAUUUGAAGGGCCACCAUUGCCUCCCGAAAGAAGCAACAAAGACUUUUGCAAGAUACCACUUGAGGAACUUAUUGUUCCUCCACCAGACUUUUCUGUGCCUUCUCUAUAUUUGCUGUCUGAUAAAGAGGUAAGAGAGAUAGUACAACAAAGUCUUUCAGUUGGUAACUUUGCUGCCAGACUCUUAGUAAGACUUUUUCCAGAGCUUUUUACUUCAGAUAACCUCAGACUGCAAUACAACCAUUCAGGGGCUUGUAACAAGAAGCAGCUUGAUCCUGUCAGACUGAGACUCAUCCGCCAUUAUGUUGAAGCUGUUUAUCCUGUUGAAAAGAUGGAUGAAGUUUGGCAUUAUGAAUGUAUACCAAGCAUUGAUGAAAGAUGCAGACGUCCAAAUAGAAAAAAAUGUGACAUAUUGAAAAAAGCCAAGAAAGCAAAAAAGUGAUAUUUUAAGUUUCCAAAGAUGGUGACUUCAGUUAUUUUGAAGUAGCUUGAGAGGUCAAUUGGUUUAGCACUAGGACAACUGAUCAAUACAUUUUUUCUUUCAUAUGUGUUUACACAUGCAGGAAUAGGUAAGAAGUUGGAAGUUAUAAUCCAGUGAGAGUCUCUUUUAAAAGCCCUACUGAAACAAAUGCAUAUGGCGGAAAAAUAUAUUUUAUAACUCCAUUUUAGUAUGCCUUUAUGUAGCUUAGAUUUCUUGCUGUUUUUUUUCAGUUACCACCUAACUAAACUGGAUCACAAGGAACCACAAAUUAUUAAGAGUUGCUCUAAUAAUAUAUCAUCUAAAUAUAAUAUUCAUCAGUGGAAAUAAUUAGAUAAUGUUAUUUUUUAAUUAAUUUUAAAUAGUAAUUAACUUCUUUAAGACAGUUCUCAAUAGGGACCUUUAUCAUUUGGAAAUUAAUCAAUUUUUAAAUAUUUCAAAUCUCCAAUUUUAAAAUGUUAUACCUCUUUAAAAAAGAAUGGAAAAUCACAACAAUUUCUAUGUUUAUGGAUACUCCUUAUAUCAAGUUUGAAUAUUAGGAAAGGAAAAAUUUCAAAAUCAAGUUAUUACUUUUUUAAAAUAAUUUUUCAUUUUGUAGUUGAUUUGGUGUAAAAAUUAAAAUUAUAAUCAUGGGGUUAUUUAAUGAAUGUUUAUGUUAAGAUUGUAGUAUUGAUUUCAUUUUUUAUUCAUAUAAAUUAUUGUUUUCUGUAUAAUCUUGAUAAAAGAACUACUGGUAUGCGUGGAGAUUGUGAAAUAUAGAAUCUUACUCUGUAUCAGUAAAAGUGGUGCUAUUACCUGUUAUACUCACUACUUCAAAAAAAUACUUGAAUUGAGGAAUGUGCAAAACACUUAAGUCCAUAUUAUUUUUAUCAGUUAAAUUACUGCAGCUUUUAAACUGUUGAAAAUAUUAAAUAUACUAUCUAUAUUUUUAUUUGAAUUAUAUACUAAGCUCUAUCGUAUGUUGAUUAGUAUCUUCAAAUACAGUGACACCCAAAUAAUUUCAUUAUAACAAUGAUUAUAAUUUUUUUCUUUAAUCAUUGUUUAGUUGAUCAAAAACAUUGAUUAUAUAGUUCCACUAAAUAUAUGUUCACUAAAAAUAUUUUUGUUUUUUUUCCUGAAGAGUAUUACAUUGUGUCACAAUGUGUUACAUUGUGUUUUUUCUUUUACUGCAAGUCAUGAAAUUAACAGAAUAAAAUCAUAUUCCCAGAUUGACAUUUCCUUGUAUGUGCUGAGUUGGAUUAGAUCCAAGCAAAGGUAACAGUACUUCAGUCCCACUGAAAUCAGUCAUGACUAGCAAGUUCCAGUAACUUGUUCCAUGGAUUUUUACAAGACUUCCAGAUUGAAUCCACUGAUUUUUUUCCCCCUCAAAUGCCCAUAAAUUGGUUUAGAAAAAGAAACUGAUCCUUGCUUGUGGAUUUGCUGUUCCCCUGAAUCCUAUAAAUUGCAUAUAUGAUGAUCAGUGUGUACACUUGAAUGCUCUAGUAGAAUGCUUGUUCAAUGCUAAGGAUGAAGUCAUUUAUUUCUAGUAUUACAUAUUUCUAGUAUGACAGACUUGUUCCACUUGCAAAUUAUGUACUGUAUUUUUUGGAAUAUAAGAUGCCCUUUCUCCUCCCACCCCAAGGUGGUAAAAAUUUAGGUGCGUCUUCUACACCGAAUGUAGCCCCGCCCACCCAGACCCCCACCCUUUGGCCUCUGCCUCACAGCAGUUACCUCCUUGCAAGCAAACAGCAAGAAAAAACAGCUCCACAAGUUGAUUGGAUCGCCUCCUAACUCUCAGCUGAUUUGCUCUCAGCUGUUUUGCGCAGGGCUCUGCUGCUUGCUGCAAAGAGGUAAAUUGCUGCAGCAGAUUUUUUUUUCCUUGUGCCAAUCAAGCUAUGCUGAAAACGAAAAUGAAAGUAAAGCAGGCUGUUUGCUGCAACGAGGCGAAUUGCUGACGCAGAGGGAGAUUUUUUUUUCUUCUUUUCCUCACCAAAAAAGGUUAGGUGCAUCUUAUACCCUGGUGCGUCUUAUACUUCGAAAAAUACAGUAGAUAACAUAUAUGCAAACAUAUAUAUAGGCCUCUUGGAGCUUUGUCUGUGUCCUCAGGGUCACCUGAGUAGUGCAAAUGAGUGUGGAGCUUUCUUGGAACUGCUGAAAGGACUGCCCCUCUGUUGAGAGAGGGCUAUUCAGUUUUGACAUGGAUGGCCUCUUUGACCCCUCUUUAAGAGCCCUCUCUCAACAGAAGGAGAAGGAUACAUCAUCAGUCUACAACACAGUUCUUUCAGCAGUUCCAAGAAGGUUCCACAUCACAGGUGUAAUACUUGUCGCGUCACACCAUCACGUUUUGCGAAGUUUUUCCCAUUCGCACAGCUGAGGUGGGCAUGGCCUGUGUGUGACGCAUCAGCCCGUGGGCCGCCAAUUUGACACCCCUGCUCCACACCCAUUUGCGCUACUCAAGUGACCCUGAGGACACAGAUAAAGCUCCAAGUGGCCUCAACUACUCUCUAAAAGAAUGCAGAAUGUGGCAGAACCUUCAGGACCUGUAGUUUUCUAAAUUUCAAACAGCAGCUUUCUGCAAGGAAUAUAAAUCCUUCCAUUUCCCACCAUCCAGUCAGAGCUGAAGAAGCUUCUUGGAUGAGAAAUGAAACGUCUUCAAAGAAAAACAAGAAAGUCCAGUUGCCUCUUGAAAAAGCAUCUUUGGGAUUUCAGUCUGAAAACAGAAAGAUGCUUUAGAGCACACAGGAACACAAGCCAGAGCACAUGCCUGCAACUCCCUAAACCACAAUUAUUUUUUCCUAGGAUCAUGCAACAGGCUAGGACAGCUGUGUGCCAUUCCAGUAAAAGGCAUCAUUGCUUGAAGCAUUUGCAGGCAGAGCUACUUGAAGCUGCGCACUCUGAAGCACCGUUUUGCCUUCUAAUUGAAACUGCUGCACAACCCUGUUUGUUGUGGCAGUGAGGUGUUGAUACAAUUACUGUUUGUGACACAUUUCUAUUUAUCCAUUUUUAUAACAUAUGUUACUUGGAUCUUAAUAUGUACCACGUCACUUUAGAAAAAUGUUUUUGUUUUUUCUGUUCUGAAAAUAAUGGAUUUUUACUGAAUUAAAAAUAAAGGGGUAAAUGGAAUUGUGAGGAAAGAAAUGGAUUGAUUAGAACAUUUGCUUUCCUAAUUUUCUAUCAAAUUUCUCCACUUUUAAGUCUUAUGUGUUGGCUUUAAAAUUCACACUGGCUUCAAGUAAAACAGGUGAUAAUCUUCACAAAUACCAUGAUGCUAAUCUGCAUCAUCUACUUCUGUUUCUCAGCUGCCUUAUGAAGGUUUCUUCUGUACUGUACUGGACCCUGAGAAUCCUAGCUCAGUUUGAUGUGGCAGUACCACGCUACUUUUUCCUGGUCUCAGGGCCAGGGGUGAUUUCAGCUUUUUCCCUCAAAUAGCUUUCCUAACAUGCUAUAUUUGUUAGCUGAAUGUACCACUCUUAGAGAGUAAAGAAGAAAAUAUUUUCUGAUUUAUAAUAAGUCAAUAAAUGUUAAUCUGAACUAAAACGUAUACAUUUAUAUAGAGGCAUUAAUGUUAUAUCCCUCAAUUUAGAAAUAGCAUUUGUUGCUCAUCCGAACAUGACAAAAUCACGUAUCAGGUUUUCGGUUCUACUGAACUAUGAAAGAGCCGAAAAGCUGUGGCAGAACCUUCAGGAUGCAUAUUGUUUUCUGAAUUUCAAACAAAGCAUCACUUCUAUAUUGUGUACUUCUAUACUUAAUUUUAUUUUCCUGCUGGGGUUGUUUCCAAUCUUCCUGUAAUUCCUUCCCUUCCACAUAUUACUGCAAUAAAAUAAAAAUAAAUGUG
Molecule: messenger RNA, 6682 nt
Organism: Pantherophis guttatus
Lineage: Eukaryota; Metazoa; Chordata; Lepidosauria; Squamata; Colubridae
Gene: BEND3
Product: BEN domain containing 3
Biological process (GO): rDNA heterochromatin formation; negative regulation of transcription by RNA polymerase II
Cellular component (GO): heterochromatin
Molecular function (GO): rDNA binding
Source: RefSeq, a predicted model, not a curated record